This is a messenger RNA of Theobroma cacao (cacao), 4376 nucleotides long. Its product is annotated as TMV resistance protein N-like. NCBI's taxonomy places the organism in Eukaryota, Viridiplantae, Streptophyta, Magnoliopsida, Malvales, Malvaceae. The record is from RefSeq and is a predicted model, not a curated record. Gene Ontology annotation, biological process: signal transduction; defense response. Gene Ontology annotation, molecular function: ADP binding.
AAAAACAGCCACGCCUAAACGUAGGUCCCACGCCAAUGCUUUGGAAUUGAAAUAGUUGAAGAAGCAAAAUUUUGGAAAUCACGUGAACGCAGUUCAACAGUAAGUGUUCAGUCAUGUCUAUUUGCUUCUCUUUAAAUUCCAUGCAGCAACAUGUUUUUACUCAAAACAUUAUUUACUCUCCAGAUCAAUUCCCUUGCAAUCUUUCUCCUCCUCCUUCUUCUGGUACUAUGUCGACUUCCUCUCCCUUAUCAUUUUCGUCUUCUUCUCAAUGGAAAUAUGAUGUUUUCUUGAGCUUUAGAGGUGAAGAUACUCGCAAGAGCUUCACAGAUCAUUUUUAUACUUGUUUAAAAGAUCAUGGAAUCAUCACUUUUAAAGAUGACGAAAAGCUUGAACAAGGGGAAUCCGUCGCACCAAAGCUCGUUGAAGCAAUUAGAGAAUCAUGGUGUUCAAUCAUCGUUUUUUCAGAAACGUAUGCUUCUUCAAGUUGGUGUCUAAAUGAGCUUGUUGAGAUUCUUAAACAGAAAAAUGAGAGCGGACAUAAGGUUUUUCCUGUUUUCUAUCAUAUCGAUCCAUCUGAUUUACGAAACCAGAGAGGGAACGUUAAAGAAGCCUUUGCUAAACAUGAAGGUAGACAUAAUCAAGACGCGACGCAAAGGUGGCGAAAUGCUUUAUCUGAAGCAGCUAAUAUCAGUGGAUGGCAUUUAAAGGAUAGUUCUGAGUCACAAUUCAUUAGAGGCAUCGUUAAAAAGAUAUCGGAAAAGUUAGUUCCAAUACGUUCAAGAGUUCCUGAUAACUUGAUUGGAAUUCGUUCACGUUUAGUUGAGCUAUGUGACAAAAUAAAAUUUGGAGAAGAUGAUGUCCGCAUUGUAGGAAUUUGCGGAAUGGGUGGCAUAGGUAAAACAACUCUUGCAAAAGUUGUUUAUACCCAGAUGUCUGGUUGUUUUGAAGGUAAAUGCUUUUUUGCUGGUGUUCGAGAAGUUGCAAUGAAUUCCGGACUUGAUUCUUUACAGAAACAACUUCUUUCUAAGAUGUUUCCUGGAGAAGAAUUCCGAUUUUCUACUGAUUAUGAAGGAAAUGAGAUUAUAUGUCGUAAGCUACGUAAUAAAAAGGUUAUUGUUGUUAUUGAUGAUGCGGCUAACAUACAACAGUUAGAGUGCUUGGCUAAGCGUGAAUGGUUUGGUUUAGGGAGCAGAAUCAUUAUAACAACUAGAGAUGAGCAUCUGUUGCAAGAAUACGGAGUGGAUGAUGUGUAUAAGCCUACAACAUUGAAUGACUUAGAAGCCCUACGGCUUUUAAGUUUGAAAGCUUUCAAAAGUAAUACACCAAAAGAUGAUUUCAAGUUGCUUUCCCGUGGUGUUGUGAAAUAUGCUGGUGGCCUUCCAUUAGCUCUUGAAGUUUUGGGUUCUUUUCUUUGUGGUAGAGAUGCAGAUCAAUGGAGACAUGCCAUAGAUAGACUUAAAAGUGAACCUGAGGAAGAAAUUCACAGUCGUCUUACAAUAAGCUUUGAUGGAUUAAAGGAAAAAGAGAAGAAUAUAUUUCUAGAUAUCGCACAUUUCUUCAAAGGGUGGGACAGAGAUUUUGUAACAGAAAUAUUGGAUGGCUGUGGGUAUCGUGCAGGUAUUGGACUACCUGUUCUGAUUGAGAGAUCUCUCAUAACACUUGAAGACAACAAAAUUUGGAUGCAUGAUUUGUUACAAGAGAUGGGAAGAUAUAUUGUUCAGCAAAAGUCUCCCAAUGAACCUGGCAGACGAUGUAGAUUGUCAGAGGAAAGUGAUGUACAUCAAGUGCUAACACAAAAUUCGGGUACAGAAGCGAUUGAAGGCAUGGUCAUCAACAGCACUACAGUGUACAAAUAUAUACCUCCUUUUAUCAAAGAAGCGAUUGAGGGCCUGGUCAUCAACAGCACUAUAGGGGAACAAAACGAGACUUUCACUUUGAGGGCUGAUGCCUUCUUGAAGAUGAAAAAACUAAAAUUGCUCAUGGUUCAUGGUCUCCUAAAAUCUUGUGAUCUCACGUAUCUUUCUAAUGAGUUACGGCUUUUUGAAUGGCCUGGAUGUCCUUUAAAAUCAUUGCCUCGGUGCUUCCAACCAAACAACCUCGUUGCACUUCUCCUACCUGAUAGUUGCAUUAAACAACUAUGGAAAGGAAGCAAACUUUUAAAUAAAUUGAAAUUCAUUGACCUCCAAGGCUCCCGAAAGUUGAUCAGGACACCAGACUUAACAAGUGCUGAAAAUUUGGAAAGUUUAAAUUUGGAAGGCUGUACCAACUUAGGACAUGUCCAUCCAUCCAUCACAUUGCUACCCAAGCUUAAACUUUUGAAUUUAAGAAACUGCACAAGUCUUAAGAGUCUCGCAACCAAAAUUAGAAUGGAAUCUCUUGAAACAUUUGUUCUUUCAAGCUGCUCGAAUCUUCGAAGGUUUCCAAAGAUUAUCGGGGAAAUGAAAUGUUUGCUGGAGCUCUAUUUAGAUGGGACAAGUAUUAAAAAACUUCCCUCUUCAUUUGGACAUCUCAGCAAUCUCAAAGUUCUUAAUCUCUCAAGCUGCUCUAAACUUGAAAAUUUACCAGACUUCACAAUGAUCGAAAAUCUUGAAAGUUUGAAUUUGGAAGGUUGUAUCAGCUUGGUAGAUGUCCAUCCAUCCAUCUCAAUUUUACCCAAGCUUAAACUUUUGAAUUUAAGGAACUGCACAAGUCUCAGGAGCUUGUCAAUCAAUAAUGAGAUGGAGUCUCUUGAAACAUUGAUUCUUUCAGGUUGCAAGAAUCUUAAAAGGUUUCCAGAGAUUACCAGAAAAAUGGAACAUUUGCUGGAGCUGCAUAUAGAUGCCACAGGUAUUGAAGAACUUCCCUCUUCAGUUGAAAAUCUCAGCAGCCUAAAGGUUCUUAAUCUCUCGGGCUACUCUGUACUUGAAAAUUCACCACCAUCCUUUCUACAGUGGAUACAUAGGAACGGCUGCAGAGUACUACUAUCCAGUCAGAAUCACAAGCUUUCCAAAAAAAGUCCGAAUUCCUUGGCUCUGAGGCUACCUCGUUUAUCAGGUUUUAGUUCUUUAACAGAGCUGGAUAUAAGUGGCAGGAAUCUUUGUGAAGGGGCUCUUCCUAGUGAUAUAUGUAGCUUAUUCUCAUUGGAAAAACUGAUUCUUAAGGACAACAAUUUCGUCAGCCUACCUACAAAUCUUUGUCAACUUUCCAACCUUCAUCUUCUCGAAUUGGCGGAUUGCAACAAGCUUGUAACAUUGCCUCAGCUUCCAUCAAGCAUAAAUGCAGUAGGGUUGGAUGGUUGCGCUUCAUUGGAAAUAGUUCCAAAUCUAGCAAAAGCGAACACUGCAUUGAAUAAGAUACAUUAUUAUGGUGUUAACUGCUUCAAAUUGGCUGCGAAUAAUAAUGCAUUAAGAAUGCUAAAAGGACAUCUUAAGAUAGUUGCGAAUGCAAGACAAAUGUUUGACAUUCUUAUACCUGGAAGUGAAAUCUUUGAAUGGUUUAGUUACCAGAAUGAGGAAUGUUCAGUAAGGAUACCCAAUUUGCAAAAUGAUAUUCAGUGGAUGGGAUUUGCCUUGUGUUGUGCUCUUGUGCCUGCCUCUAAUAAUGAUGCUUGGACGGGAGAGGAAAUUAACUGUAUUAUUAAAAUCCAUUUUGAAGAUUUUGCAUGUGAGGUACCCACUGCAGGGUAUUUAUUUAAUAGCAAAUCAGGCCAGAUCUCCGAGGACCACCUUUGGCUACGCUAUUUGCCUCGUGACAUUUUAGACAAUUUUGUGGAAGUCCGAUGCAUUUUUGACCUUUUCAACAAAUUUUUCGAAGACCAAAGCUCUUUUGACAGUUUAGAGAAUUUUUUUGAGAACAGAAGCAGCCAAUUUGAGAUUUUAAGGAGUGGAGAUUGGAUACGGAGUUGUAUUGGAAUCGAGAUUUUAUUUGAAACCCUCGGCAUUGGUACCAAGGUGAACAAGUGUGGGGUUCGAUUAGUGUAUCCAAGUGAUUUGGAGGACUUGGACCCAACGAUGGAGCAGCCUAGCACUUCAACUUCACCAAAUUCUCAUCAUACCCGUCAACAUGCGACUCAUGGGCUGAGCAAAAAAGGAAAAGAGACUCUUGAUGGAUCAACAGGUUGAAAAGGUCAUAAAAGCAGGACAGAGGUGAAAUCCUUUGCGGAUAUUGUUUUGGCCCUCUCAUCUUUGCCGUUAGCAUUUCAGCUUAGUUGUGCACGGUUUAACAGCUUUGUGUGAAUGUAGUAUUAAUUAAACCUAAGUUGUGUUGUAACGUGCAUUUGAAUAUUUCAUUUUUUUAUAAGUGUUUGUGUUCUUUACUUGAAAAGGUGUGGUUUACAAAGUUUAAAAUUGUGUAUUCCAAGUGAAUAAAAAUAGCACUUCAAUUAUGUUGCUACUCUA